AAGUUUGAACUUUAGCUUACCCCGGUCAGUUUGUGCGAUAGCUAUUAAAUUAAGCAAACAAAUAUAGGGCCAGCUUUCAUGUUAUCAUAAAAUGUCACACUGUCCAUGGCAUCAUGUCCUAUUUUUGUAGAUUUUAGCAGAGGAUAUAAUGACAAAGCAGCUUUUCUGCAACAGGAAAAAUAAGCUUGAGACGACUGUGACAAGGGCAGACCCCCUACUGGAAGACCGAAAGACACCUUGAACAGAACCAUACUGGAAGGAGGAGCCCGUUUGCUUGAGGCGGGGUUUUGGCAUUUAUGCUUGAAAUAUAAAGGCCCAUGGGAAAAGAUAACGAGGAUGAAAUGAACAAGAAAUAAAUUAGGCCACGCAUCAAAUAUUGACGUUGACGGGAUUAAUAUUAUUUUUGAAUGAAAUGUUACAGGGAAAACUGCAACCAGAACCUCAUUAAUUCUGAGAUUUUUUUUUCUUGAGAAAGUUUUACCCUGCAGGCUAGGAGACUGGUGGUGUUGUAUCAGUCUUCCUGAGUCAGAGCCGAGAGGUCAUUUGGCUCCCUGCGUUAAUUCCAUUUGCGCAGUCAUGCCUGAAGUAGAUAACACUAGUCAUAAUUGCGAUCCUCCCUAGAUAUGUGUGUGAAGUGAAAUAACUAAAUGAGAAUGGGAGAUGAAUGAGGGGAUUACUUUUAAAAAAUCGGUCCGCCCCAUGGUCGGCUUUGUCUCCCGGAGGCUAAUCGGUGUGAAUCAAGAGAAGCGGAUGUCACGAAUGGUGGUUGAGAUAUGGGAAUUGCGCCGUCGUGACAACGGGAAGGAAAUUCAAGGCCUGAUCAAUUGAACAACUCUGCGGUAAUCUGAUCUUCGGAGCUCCCUGAGAACUGGACGGACACCAAGGAGACGCUGCUGGAGGGCAUGGUGUUCAACGUGAAGUACCUCGGCAUGACCCUGGUGGGCCAGCCCAAAGGAGAGGACAUGGCAACGGCUGCCAUCAGGAGGAUCGUCACCACGGCCCGAGCCAGCGCCAAGAAGUUCCGUAAGGUGACCCUGACCGUCUCGCCCAAGGGAAUCAUCAUCACCGACGCGGAGAUCGGCGACCUCAUCGAGAACGUCUCCAUUUACAGAAUCUCGUACUGCACCGCAGAUAAAACACAGGACAAGGUCUUCGCGUACGUAUCCCAGAGCCAGUUCAACGAGACGCUGGAGUGUCACGCGUUCCUCUGUCAGAAGAAGAAAAUUGCACAGGCAGUGACACUAACAGUCGCCCAGGCCUUCAAAGUGGCACUGGACCUAUGGGAGAUAGCACAAGAAGACAAGAUCAAGAAAGCUCGCACGUGCUGUUCCUGCUCAGGAUCCGACCCACAGACAGGGACAGACCCCCUUACCCACCCCCACCCCCACCCCCACUCCCACUGUGUCUCAGAUUCGGAGAAGAGCACAACCCUGAGCAUUGGGGAGAGACUGCGGAAGCCCUUCCUGUCCGCUUCGCUGCACUCGCCGUCGCCACGUAGCAACCCAUCCAAGAGGCGGCCAAUCAAACACGACUCCUGGGAUGUGGAAGACGGUCUUGACGAGGCCUUCUCAAGACUGGCAGAGUCCCGCUCCGGACCGGCGCUGUCUGAAGCUGCAGCUCUGAGUCUGACGGCAGCCGAUCUGGCGGACCUGCUGUCAGGCAGCGACGAGGACGACUCUGAGUGAAGGACCCCUCCAGCAUCACCCAACACCCCCCCCCCCCCCACCCCACACACACCCAUCCAGGACAGUCCACAGUCACAGUCUUCAAUCGAAAGAGACAGCCUGCCUCAUCUCCCAUUCACCAUCUCACAGAUGCCCAAGGCUCUCUCCACCCCCACCCCCCCUUUGCACCCCCAUAAAAACCACAGGUCUCUCUUUCUCUCUCUCUCUCUCUCUCUCACACAACACACACUGACUGCAAUACUGCCUACAGCUAUCAUCUUCUUGUCUCUGUACAGCUGAGACACCUUACAACAAAUACCUCACAGACGGCAAUGAAUUUCUCUCCAUGCACGCAACAUUUCCCACAAGGAUCUCCUACCACAAACCACAGUCACUCCCAGAUGACUUUCAUGGAUAUUUUUCCUUUCUGACAGCACAAGUCCCAUGUUCCAAGAGGAAGGAUCAGUUCCUACUGAGUAGGCGGCAUCUCCGAAUGAUCAAUGCAAGGCUGAGAGGCCUGCCUAAUGGACUAAAUUUCCCAGAAUCACUUAACCACAAAUAUUUGGCCACAAACCUACCAUCAAUAAUUCAUACAGUAAAUGGUAUCAAAUAUAAAUACAAAAAAACGAAAGCGUUUCGACUAUUGGCUCCCAUGGCAGAUGUGCGUAUUGAUGAUGUGAUGUCUGCCCCUGCAUUCUUUUUGAGAGUGCGGUGAAGCUAAAAUUAACUUGAAUUCGUUCCCAGAAAGUGAGUAAGCCAUGUCAGCCUUUGAUGUCUUUGAUAUGUUGGGACUUUCAUGCAGAUGAUGACUCAGCAAUUUCACCUUGAUGUUUGUGUGACACACACACUCUCCUUCAGUCAUCCUAACACUUGGAUUACCUUUUUUGUUGCCGAGCGUGUGACUUGAUACUGUGUCGUCUGACUUGAUCGAACUCAAACAGCUGUGGUCAUAGACACAGAGGUUCUCUCUGUGUGCAGACGUAAGGUUUACAUCAACACAGGAUUCUCUAACUAGCUAAAGCUCGAGACUACCUAACUGUGAGGACUGUCAGCCCAAAUUUGGCACUCUGUUAAAGCUGUUUCAGUAGCAGCACACACACGUUUGACCCCUGCUCCAAGGGAGCAGAUAUGAAAAGGCACAACAUCUCUCAAUUUAUCUCUUGCUCUCUUAUUUCUAAUUUUCUUUUUAAUUUCUUUCUUUCUUUCUUUCUUCUUUCUUUCUUUCUCUCUUUCUGUCUUUCUUUCUUUCUCUCUUUCUUUCUUUCUAUCUUUGUGUCUCUGUCUUUUGUGCGUCCUUGGACAAACAGGGUAAUUCAUAGAAGAAAAUGUUAGCAUGAAACUUUGAAGGCAUCUCAGGUUCCAAGCAAACUGGAGUGUUCAUCAGAUUUGUGCAUCUCCUUCAUGUCAGUAUGUCUAUCAUUGUGGCCUAUUUAUUGGACUGGAUAUUUGUUUCUCUCUCUUUUUUUUCUUUUUUUUAAGUGAAACUUGACUGACUGUUGAAAAUGUAAUUUUACUUCAGAACCCAUGUAUGGGAUCUUCAUAGCACACACAUGAACACAACUGUUGUAUGAAGCAUGAACUGUAUGGCAAACAUAAGUUCCUAUAUGUACAAAUGCAAGAUAUUGUUCAAACUUUAUACAGGCUCUCUUUAUAUAUGUUUAAUAUUUACUUACCAUGAAGUGUGACCAAAGUUUUGUGUGAUUUUGUUUUGAGAUUAGGUUGAAUUUGUUUAGAUUUGUGAUUAAUAUCCUUGCUUGUAUUACAUUAAAGAGGUAGUAAUACUUGUGUGUAUAGCACUAAACUUUUGCAUUAUUGACAAACAGUUCUCAUAGCGGGAUUUACUAUAUUUUAAAAAUAAGAAAUAGAUUCAUGUUUGUGGCCUAAUGGCGAAGCUGAUAAAGAAAAUAGUUUUUAUUUACAUUGUAAAGUUGAAGCACAUUCCUGGCAUUGUUACUCUGGCCCUCUUAUUUAACUGGUUUGUAUACCUAUACUAAGUUUCAUAAUUCAAAUGUUUGGCCCUUGUUACUUAAAAAACACAAAGAGAAUAUGGCCCGAGCAUGGCAGUACUUACUGACUGCAUUACUUCAUUCAUCACUGUUGGGGCAUCCGUUACCAAAACAGCCACUGCAAGGAAUGUUCAUAUAUAUAUACCAUAAGAGCAGAAAAAUGACACACAUUAUGAUACUGUAUUUUUUCAUAACUAUAGUAGUAUACUUUAAUGGAGUUUUCUCAUACUUCUCGUUCUUUAAUUUCCCUGUGUGGGAUUAAUAAAGGUUAUUUUAUAUACGCUAUCAUUAGUAAAGUAGGAUCAUGUAUUGGCAGUAUCUACUUACCAGAUUGGCAGUUCAUAUAAAUUCAUGUGACUUGACCAGGCCACCAUCUUGAAGUACAAUAAGUAAUGUAGUUUGAGCCUAUCCAUACCGUAUUCAUCUCUGGAUUGCCCAGUAAAGUUUGGUCAGUCAUUUGCACCCUUUCUCCUCUCAAGGUCAACUUCAAACACACACGUUUUAGCUGAAUAUGAACUCUUUGCAGUUGACUCUGAAACUUUAAAUUGGUCCUCUGGUUCUUAUGUGUGUGUGUGUGUGUGUGUGUGUGUGAGACAGAUUUAAUGUUUCUCACUUCUUUUAGUCUUGCAUUCUCUCUAUGUUUCUGUGAAAUUCGAAGUCGAGGCUGCAAAUGCGACUCAAUAUUAUGCAGUUAUUUUAGAUAUGACAGAGCAGUCUCUCAGGAGAUAAGGACUGAAUUCCAAUUGACAAGCCACCGGAAGAAAGAAAUAAAGAAGGCAGAAAUAGUCUGAGAGGGUCCUAUUUUUUGCCAGUUCAGUCGUAUUUUGUGCUUGUGUCAAUGAGGAUGAAGCAGGUAUGUGCUGAACGUUGUCUUUGUCGUACACAUCUGAAUGAGUCUUUCACCUCCAUGCGGCACAGAAAUUGAGUUAUUUUUGGGUCUACUCAGCGUCUGCCCCGGGGUGAAAGCCAUCUUCCUAUCAGAACAGCCAACGUGAAUGAAGUAAGACCAAUAAGUAAGCCCCAUAUAAACACAGUGGAGUUUAUUUUUCUAGACAAUUCCAGUUGAUAUUAUGAACAUCUGUAGGUUAUCUUUUAUUCCACCAAGUCUGGGCUUUAUUUUCUGCUCUAUAAAUGUGUGUCUUGUGAGUUAUCCAUUAACUAUUUGUAUUUGUCAAGGCUGGUGCUUGUUUGGGUGUCACUUUAUGGUACAGUGCUCUUAAUUCCUGUCUGGUGGUUUUUAUCCAUCUGGUGUAAUUAAUGCAGUGAUUAUUGCUUGUGUCAACAUGCCUUAAUUCAUGGUUUAAGGACAGCGACAGGGUAAAAAUGUAUCAGAGCAGCUGAUAAGCUAUUUCAUACAGUGACUAUUCUGUCGAAGUUGUCUGCCUUUUUCACAGAAAUGCCAUCAAAACAAAUUAGUGUCCAAAUACUACAUAUAUUUAAAAAAAAAAAAAUGUAAACUUUUUUUAUGAUGGGCGUAAUCCAUAAGCCCUGAUACAUACAGCAAGACCAGCUAUUUAGGAAUUUGUACCACUGUACCAUGGAGUGAUUCCUCAACUUUUGCUGAAAUCUAUUUUUUGUUGCGGAGAAACAAGGGCGAAAUAAACAUUUUUUAAUCAAUAA
Molecule: messenger RNA, 5290 nt
Organism: Clupea harengus (Atlantic herring)
Lineage: Eukaryota; Metazoa; Chordata; Actinopteri; Clupeiformes; Clupeidae
Product: low density lipoprotein receptor adapter protein 1
Source: RefSeq, a predicted model, not a curated record